This is a messenger RNA of Oxyura jamaicensis (ruddy duck), 3112 nucleotides long. RefSeq names its product olfactory receptor 52B2-like. The record is from RefSeq and is a predicted model, not a curated record. Gene Ontology annotation, cellular component: membrane. Lineage: Eukaryota; Metazoa; Chordata; Aves; Anseriformes; Anatidae. The transcript is spliced from 4 exons. Gene Ontology annotation, molecular function: olfactory receptor activity; G protein-coupled receptor activity. Bases 1642 to 2592 code for a protein of 316 amino acids. Gene Ontology annotation, biological process: G protein-coupled receptor signaling pathway.
GAUGGGGAGAGGGGCUGCCAUCGUGCUUAGCUCCUCCUGUGGGGAGGGGAUGUGUGUGUGGCAGGGGGCUAUCUCUGUUUAGCAGACCACAAACAAGACAGCAAGUCCCUGGGGUCCCACAGGCUGUCCCAUGCCAGACUGACCCUCAGGGAUAAAGUGUAAUGCAAGUGAAGUGUCCACGAGAGGGUCCUUGCCCGAGCAGCUUCCUGAAGUGGAGAUCCAAUUAAGCCAUUAUCAGUUAAAGGGUGCUUGUGCACAGAGACCUGACCCCACCCCACAAAUGCAGCCGCUGCACUCAGAACAUGUUCAUGUCUUGAUUUUGAUAACUUUAGGCUGAAAAUCCCAAAGCUGAGGAACUUGAAACCUGUGCCUGCUUUUCAGGCCUGAGCUGUAGGUCAUCACCAGUGUGGGAGAGGAGAUGGGACCCCCUGAAAGCUGCUGGCAAUGCUGAAAACAGCUGUGUUUGGGACUGUUCUAGGUCAUGGUCCCUGUGGGAGGGUGAGAGAGAAUUGAGCCGAAAUAGCCCCUCACCCCCACACUGAGAUCUGUGUGCCACUGGGUGACCGCAGGGUGGGAUACCCAGGGCAGGCAUGGGACAGACAACUCCAGCUUCAGCCACGUCGUAUUGAUCUGCAGGCAUCAAAAAACAACUGUUAGCCUGCCUAGGCCACGUGUAUGUCAAGUGGAUCAAGGGGGCUUGUGGACCUUAUUUCAUUAAAACCAUGAAUUCCUACACCGGAGUCAGUCUGAGCCAGGGGUUAUGCUAUAAUAUAUGUGUUGGGGCCGGGCAGCCACAAGGCAUGCACAUGCUAGCAGCUGGAGACAGAGAAUUUUUGCAAAUAUUCCAAUUCUGGGAGCUUGAAAAUCUAAUUUUGAAAUGUUGAUUCCUGUGAUGUCAGGUCACAAUUUUCCUGACUCAAAGAAGAGAAAAAGAAAGUAUAUGCGUAAAGACAAUCUGUCUGUUUUUAUUUCAGCAACUAACUCUAGAUUUACUGCUCAAUUUAUGGUACCCACGACUGAUUUCUUUCAUACUUUUAUUAGUUUCCAUUCCCCCACAACCUUUUUCUGCUCACCCACCUGUUUCCCAUUCCCACUCUUUGUUAGCACUGCAUUUUCUUUUUAUGUCCUCAAAGAGAAACCUCACAAAGUACCAGCCAAUGUUGAGCACUCAGACCAGGAACUGCAAUGAAAGCCUGUCGCAGAGAGCAGACACAUUUAUUGUAUUAAUCACCCCGGUGCUUGAAGCAGCAGCACUCAGAUGCCCACGCAGGCAGCAGAGGAAGGCUAAAGGCAGUGAGCACAGCAGAUCCGGCACCGUCUCUGUAGGGCUGGCUGGAGGAAGUCAGCAUCACUCAUCCGAGUGUCUCCAGCUACCUCAUCUCAUCCCAGUCCCUCCAGGAAGGAGCCGAUACAGUGCUCUGAUGGCUUUGUCCCACCUGCAGAGGCAACGGAAGGCUGUCGGAUCAUCCCUCCGUAUUGAUGUGAUGCAGCCAUCAGCAAACAGCCUUGUUGCCCUGGGUGCUGUGUGAGCCAUCCCCGCCUUGCAGAGAUCAUAGCCUGCUGUCACACAAAAUGUGGAGUGAAUGAGUGAGGAGAGAGGUGAGGGAAGGGAGUCCGAACUGAUCCAGGCAUCAUCCCACCAUGGUGGCUACCAACCAAACCAGCCUGCAGCCUGCCUCCUUCCUUCUGCUGGGCAUGGAAGGCCUGGAGGACCUGCACACCUGGCUCUCCAUCCCCUUCUGCCUGAUGUAUGUCGCCACGCUCCUUGGCAACUUUGCCCUCUUAUUUGUCAUUGUGACGGAGCGAAGCCUCCAUGAGCCGAUGUACCUCUUCCUGGCCAUGUUAGCAGUGGCAGAUCUCAUAUUGUCUUCUUCCACAGUGCCCAAAGCCCUGAGCAUAUUCUGGUCCCUUUCCAAUGAGAUGUCUUUCCAUGCCUGCCUUACCCAGAUGUUUUUCACACACUUCAGCUUCAUUGUGGAGUCGACCGUUCUGCUGGCCAUGGCGUUUGACCGGUACGUUGCGAUCUGCAAUCCCCUGCAAUAUGCCACGGUGUUCACACACUCAGUGAUAAUGAAGAUAGGGGUGGCUGCAAUAGCCAGGAGCUUCUGUGUGAUGUUCCCAACAAUAUUCCUCCUUCAGAGGCUGCUGUACUGUGGACACAGCAUCAUGCCACACACCUACUGCGAGCACAUGGCCAUUGCCCGGCUGGCCUGCAGCGACAUCUCCGUGAACAUCUGGUACGGCUUUGCCACCACCCUUCUGUGCCCAGGACUGGACGUUGUGCUCAUUGGGGUGUCAUACAGCCUCAUUCUCAGGGCUGUCUUCAGGCUCUCUUCCAAGGAGGCCCAGGUCAAGGCAGUUGGCACCUGCAGCUCUCAUGCCUGUGUUAUAUUGAUGUUCUACGUGCCAGCAUUUUUCUCAUUUUUCACUCUGCGGUUUGGCCACAACGUCCCCCACCAUGUUCAUAUCCUGUUGGCCAAUCUCUACGUGCUCCUACCACCCAUGCUAAACCCCAUUGUCUACUCAGUGAAAAACAAACUAAUCAGAGAAAAGGUGUCCCAAAUACUUUUUAGGACUCGGAAAUUGUGGUGACAAGGAUGCUAUUCCCCUGAAAGGAAGAGAAGUUGUCUGUACAAGGGAAGCAGAGUGCAUGUGUGUGAAAUAACAUGGCUUCCUCCUUUUUUAGACUCAGCACAACACCAUUACUGAUCAAUUUUGCUGCUUAUGAGAUGUUUCCUCAGAAUAAAUCCCAUCACCAUUAGAAAAGGAGAAAUUAGUUGUGAACCAUAUACCAGAAUUUUAUCUUAUGUAAUCUGGUGUUACCCCAUGAACUCAGAGCUUUAUCAGGGGGUUGAUUGCAACACACCACAAGGCCCGGAGAAGCAACUGGAACAGAGCUGGCUUCUGUGUGUUCAUCCACCUCUGCCUUUGGUGUCCAAUGUGGCCAAAUGAAGGAAAGUCCCACUGCACAACCAGAGCCGAAGGAAUUCCUGCAUGCAAUUAGGAAACCACUGAUCUUCAAGGUCUGGUCUUGAUCAUGUAUGUCUUGUCCUUAUUACCAUCUCUGGUGGUACACAAUAAAUGAAUGGAUUAACAAUGCGUGUGUUACUAA